Patella vulgata (common limpet) is the source of this 3682-nucleotide messenger RNA. Its product is annotated as acetylserotonin O-methyltransferase. The record is from RefSeq and is a predicted model, not a curated record. The coding region runs from base 71 to 1246 and encodes 391 amino acids. Lineage: Eukaryota; Metazoa; Mollusca; Gastropoda; Patellidae. The transcript is spliced from 7 exons. Gene Ontology annotation, molecular function: O-methyltransferase activity; S-adenosylmethionine-dependent methyltransferase activity. Gene Ontology annotation, biological process: methylation.
GUUUAGCUGGGUAGUCAGCUGUUAGACGAGAGAGAAGAAGCCGGUAACUAGACCUCUUCAAGGAUAAAAUAUGAUGGCAGAUGACAUCCAACCGCCUCUCUUCUCUGAUCCACUGGCUGAUCCUAUAGUAAAAAUUACAGAUGCUGCCAAAAAGUUAAAGGUGCUUGGCUGCGUACUGGAAUUAGGUUUGUUUGAGGAAAUGGAACAGUCUUGUAACGGGGUGUCAGUUCCAACCCUGGCUAUUAAACUUGCAUACGACGAGGAUGUGUUACAGAGAAUAAUGAACACGCUUGUCUGUUUACAAUUACUCGAGAAGACAACAAAUAAUGGCUCUACUGUAUAUCGUAACACGCCUGCCACCAGUAAAUAUCUGAUAUUAUCCAAGAAACCUACUCUGAUACACUAUGUAAAUAGCGAGAUCAAAAUGGUUAUGACAAUGUAUGAUAAUAUUUCUACCGUUCUUCAAAGGGGCAAAACCGACAACUUAAGUGAAGCCUACGAACGAGGUAAAAUGGAUGAACUACACAUCAUAUCGUUGUCAAAACAAAUGAACAGAACUAAUCUAGAAACAAAGAACAUACCAACACAGGUUCCUCUUGACAAAAACCAAAAUCCAGUUUCAACAAACGUAAAGCAAAAGAAUCAACUUUCACCAAUAAAUUUUAUGUUAGCAAUGGAUGGUAUCAUUACUCCCACAGCAUCAGUGAUUACCAAAGCUUUUGAUCUCAGUGGACAUAAAACACUCUUAGAUCUUGGAGGUUGCUCCGGAUAUCUAACAAAUGAAUUUGUUCGGAACUACCCUGGUUUGAAAGGUGUAGUCUUUGAUUUACCGGACACAGUUAAACUGGCAAAGACACUACAAGAUGAGGAUAUGAAAUCUCGUGUUACAUAUGUUGAGGGUGAUUUCUUCAAAGAUAAUUUCCCUCAAGCUGACGUAAUACUUUUAAGCCAUAUUAUCCACAACUGGGAAAGGAACGGGGUUGAUGUUAUUCUGGGAAAAGCUUUCAGCCGACUACCAUGUGGCGGGGCAUUAAUACUGGCAGAAAAGUUCUUAAACGAGGAGAAAACUGGGCCAGAGACGAGCGUGCUCUUUGAUCUUUCCAUGAGUUUAAUGUGCAAAGGAAGAGAGAGAACUCAGACAGAAUAUAGACAGUUGCUUUUUAGUCACGGGUUCAGAAAUAUUGAAGCAAAAACAAUUGAAGGUUUCAACUAUCAUGACAUCAUUAUUGGUCGUAAACCAUUUUAACAUCGGAAAAAUGUGCAUGUUCUCUAUUGUAUAGUGGUUGUUUCAUUUACCACUUAUCAGCAGGUUCUCAAAAUGUUUUAAAGAAUACGUUAGAUCUAUUAAGUAUUUUUUUGUUUCAAUAUCUGAAUCGUUUAGCCGUAUACAAUUUUAUUGAAAAUGCAAAUAUUAUUGUAAAUCAUCACAAAUUCGCAUCUCCAUUCACAUGGACAACAAGCUAUCAUAUCAAAUCCUCAAACUCCCCAAGCCAACUGAAAAAGACACCAGUUUCUACAUAGGUACCCUAAUCAAAGACGUCAUCAAUGCAAAUGGUAAAUCUCGGCCAUCAGUACCUCUAUGCGAAAGGAUAUGCCGACCAACAGAAAACCACAUCAAUCAGAGAACAUCAGCCCAAACUCACCAAUAUUGACUUUGUUGUAUCCGCACACCUUAAAAAUAACCGACGCCAUAGUGUUGCCUGGUCAGCAGUUAGAACAUUAAAUUUAACAACAGAUAUUAACCUGGGGUUGUUUAAAGCUUUGUUAAUUUAUAACGACUCGUUAACAUGGAGUAAUCGGAUCGUAGAGACUUUAACGGAGAGAAAGUCUGUCGCUGGAAGCCCCGUUAACUUUAACAUGUCGCUAACUUGCCGUUGUAUUGUAGCACUAUCCGUCCGGCUACAUAUCUUUUAGUUUUGGCCUGACAGUGUUUUCUCACGAUUUCGAAAUCGAAUAUGUAACAAAUAUGUAGCAGGAACAACAAUAGUUUAUCUGAACGUUUUUAUGUUACAUCAGUUAAGCAAUAGUCUACAUUAUAAUAUUUAAAAUUACACGUCUUUCUCUCAAACCCCUCCAAACACCAGAGCGAGUUAGCUGAUGGAAACCUCUACAUACUGGCUUUCUCAGAAACAAUGGUUGUCUGGUGUCUUAUCAUUCGAGCCCUAAGCUCUCUCUUUUAUAGGUGCCUACCCCUAAUUGAUUUACGUCAUAGACUGACAACAGCUAUAUUUCACCAUACCCUGCAUACUGGCAAGGAUUAUUACCUAACUUUGUUAACAGAUAUGAUAUACAUUUUAUAACAUAGAAACAUGUAAAUGACCAACAUGUGUAUUAAACAUACAUUAUGCAAGAGCUAAAUCUGUCUAUCGCAGGUCUUUCUUUAGGCCUGAAAUGUUAUCUAAAUUAUUAAUUAGACAUUAAUUAACCUCUCCAGCCCAUAAUCAACUCUAGAUGGCAUCGCUAGCCUGCGAUCUUUAGUGGAUUAUCAGCCGAUUUACUGCAUAACUUUCCUUCGCGAUUUAACGAUUAAAUGGAUAAUCGAGACUAUGCUGUUUAUCGUACUGACUUUAGUAAUAAUUAUCGAACCUAGGCGAAAAUUUCAAACGCUUUUUUCUCGGUUCUUAGUGGAUCAAUUUGAAUGAAAUUUUCAGCAAAUUGCCUUUACAUUAUCUAGUUUUUAACUAUUAUAGUGAGAACUGCCAACUCGUUAAGGAAUCUCCCAUAAUGUAUCUUUAAUCUAUAGCUCAGUUAACGUAUCAAAAUAACCUGCAUUACUUGCUAAAUUUCUUGAUUAUGAAUUUAUAAUCAAUAAUUUGUAAAGAUAACAAUAUUGUUUCAGUCACCAUAUUGUUACAGUAUUUAACGAAGUUGUUGAGCCCCGUUAUCGGCUAACGAUGGCAUUUGUCGGCUCUUAGUCGAAGUAUGCCCUUAGCAAACAGUCCUAAAAUUCUAGAGUUGCGGUCAAUCUCAUUUUCUAUAGGUUGAAAUUAUAUAGUUUUCUACAGAGCGGCCCCAAUCAUUCUCCCGUUACUGUAAUGCAGAACCUAUAGUUUUUCCUACAGAUUUAUGGUAAAGUUUCUGUAUAGUUUUCUAUAGAUUUUUUAUAGUGUUUUCUGUAGGAAAUUCUACAGUUAUCUUUUGUCUUUAUCAAGUUUUGUGUACAGACAAUAAUGUCCCACUAUCUUCAGUUUCAUCUAUGAAGUACAUUAAAUUUAAAAUUGAGCCAAUAACCAAUCAGUCUAUUUGCUAGCGGAUAAUGAAAUUGACUUUCCAGCAACAGAAAUUUAAUGGACAGUAAUAAAGAAUUCUACGACCAGUUAAUCCAGAAAUAGAUGAUUAUAACUGAUAUUUAUCCAUUACAUUUAUUAUUUCCAAAUAUCUUUAUAACUAUUUCCUAAAUAAUUUUAUAUAUUACUUUUAAUUGAUACAUAAUUUAUUGAUUUUACUCAACUGAAAUUCUACUGUGGUACAGUAUCAUGAUAAUUAUAAACUGUAAAAUAAUUAAUAAAUAUCCAUAGCUUAUAACCGAGUUUUAAAGUCACAUUUUUACAUACAAGAAUGUUUUUAUGAUUUUACCCUUUUUAUGCCUCCUUUAUAUGUAAAUAAUUGUGAUUAAAUCAACAUGUCCAUAAUAGCCAAUGUAUUGGACGUUAAAAUGGUAAUAAACUACGACAACAAUCAA